Fimicolochytrium jonesii is the source of this 849-nucleotide messenger RNA. Its product is annotated as kinase-like domain-containing protein. Bases 1 to 849 code for a protein of 282 amino acids. Gene Ontology annotation, molecular function: ATP binding; protein kinase activity. NCBI's taxonomy places the organism in Eukaryota, Fungi, Chytridiomycota, Chytridiomycetes, Spizellomycetales, Powellomycetaceae. The record is from RefSeq and is a predicted model, not a curated record. Gene Ontology annotation, biological process: protein phosphorylation; chromosome segregation. Gene Ontology annotation, cellular component: nucleus; centrosome; cytoplasm. The transcript has 12 exons.
AUGGACAGCUACGAGUCGUUGAACGUGAUAGGGUCUGGAUCCUUUGGCCUCAUCCGCAAAGUCAGGCGGAAGAGUGAUGGCAAGAUAUUUGCGAGGAAGGAGAUCGAUUACCGGAAGAUGAGCGAGAGAGAGCGAAAGCAGCUCGUCGCGGAGGUGAACAUUCUCCGCGAACUUCGGCAUCCGCAUAUAGUACGGUAUUAUGAGCGGCAUGUCGAUAAGGGCAACUCGAUGAUCUAUAUUAUAAUGGAAUACUGCGAAGGAGGGGAUCUUGCGGCCGUCAUCCGAAAAGCUAGGAAGACGGGCCAAAGAUUUCAAGAAGCCCACAUAUGGAACAUCUUGGCACAAUUGCUGCUCGCACUACACGAAUGCCAUCAAGGGUCCCCUGGAUCGUCCAAAAGUGGAUCACAUCCUCCCAUAUUACAUAGGGACAUCAAGCCGGAUAACGUGUUCCUGGAUGGAAGUCAUAACGCAAAGCUUGGGGACUUCGGGCUAUCACGGCUGAUGGAUGGCGCGGACUUUGCACAGACAUACGUUGGAACACCAUUCUACAUGUCCCCUGAGCUUAUCAGCGAAUCGGCAUACAACAAGAAAUCCGAUAUUUGGGCGUUAGGAUGCAUCAUCUACGAGAUGUGCACACUCGAACCACCAUUUCAGGCGAGAACGCAAACCCAGCUCGCUGCGAAGAUACAGCGCGGUAUCAUAGAGCCCUUGCCAUCGCAGUUUUCGCGGGAGCUGUACCAGGUUAUGAGGGAGAUGCUGCGUGUGAAGCACGAGAUGCGGCCAUGUACCAGUGCGUUGCUCGAACAUCCCAAGAUCAUGCAAUGUCUCGGUCAGGGCCCACGGCAGUAA